Messenger RNA from Brassica oleracea var. oleracea, 540 nucleotides. RefSeq names its product glutathione S-transferase T3-like. The record is from RefSeq and is a predicted model, not a curated record. The coding region runs from base 1 to 540 and encodes 179 amino acids. The transcript has 2 exons. NCBI's taxonomy places the organism in Eukaryota, Viridiplantae, Streptophyta, Magnoliopsida, Brassicales, Brassicaceae.
AUGCAGACCACAUGUUCUAGAAGCUCCCGUCAACAACCAAACACUCAACACCCUUAUCAGUCUGUCCCUCGUGAGCCUUAUCAGUUUUUCUCUGCGUCGGAUGCCACUAUUUUCGGUUCACAAUGGACUGAAGAUGGCAACGAAGAUGCAGAGAUCGUGUCUGACCGUAAAGAGAGACGAAAAUGGUCACCAACAGAAGAUGGGGUGCUGAUAAGUGAUUGGUUGAACACCUCCAAAGACCCAUUGGUUGGAAAUGAGCAGAAAGCAAUUGCGUUUUGGAAACGAAUUGCUGCUUAUUUUGCUGCGAGUCCAAAGCUGGCUGGUUUGCAAAAGAGAGAGACAACACACUGUAAACAAAGGUGGGGAAAGAUUAAUGAGGGCGUGUGUAAGUUUGUUGGGUGUUAUGAAGCUGCAACGAAACAAAGAUCGAGUGGACAGAACGAGAAUGACGUUUUGAAAAUGGCUCACGAGAUUUUCUACAAUGAUUACAAGGUGAAGUUCACACUAGAGCAUGCAUGGUUGGAGCUUCGCCAUGAUUAG